This is a messenger RNA of Pelagomonas calceolata, 977 nucleotides long. The record is from the annotation of a GenBank genome assembly. Lineage: Eukaryota; Pelagophyceae; Pelagomonadales; Pelagomonadaceae.
AAAUCACACGCCGCCGCGCGACUCACAAACGCCUCACGCCACGCAAAAAUGAUCCUCACAAAUUGCGCCGCCUGCGCCGCCCCACUGGCCCACGACGCGCCUGGAUGUGCGAGGUGCUUAACAAGAUACUUAGAGUUUUAAUAGCCAGUUUCUUGGGUAGUAGGACCUGCCAGAUGGACCACAUCCGCCGCGGGCACGAGCAGAUCUGCGAUGAAAUUCGCCGCGGCGGCGGCGGCGAACAAUACCACGCCGAGAAAAAAUACAAGGAGGCUGUCGCGGUCGCGGUCGAGAAAUGCGCGGCAGACACGGCGGGCCAGACAUGCUACAUCUGUCUGGAGGAUGGCUCUGAAGAGGGCCUCGUGCGCAUGUGCGCGUGCCGCGGGGCGGCGGGCUUCGCCCACAUUUCGUGUCUGGCGCGGCAGGCGGAGGUCGCGGUCGAGCGCGUCGGGCAAGGGCGAGGCUGGGGGCGGUGGUACACGUGCGGUCUGUGCGAGCAAGUUUACCACGGCGUCGUAGAAUGUGCGCUCGGGUGGGCGUGCUGGAAGACGUACUUGGGUCGGCCGGAGACGGACGACCCUCGGCUGGAUGCGAUGACGCAGCUUGGGAACGGUUUACUCGCUGUAAAUCGCCUCGAGGAGGCGUUGUCCGUGAGAGAGGCCCAGUUGUCUAUGCUUCGGCGCCUUGGCGUACCAGAAAAAGAGAUGCUCGUGUCGAUGGGAAAUCUUGCAAUCACGUAUUCAAAGCUGGGACGAGGUGGAGAGGCCCUACGGGUCAACCGAGAUGUAUAUUUCGCACGUGUGAGGCUCGACGGCGAGGAAAAUGAAAUGACCAUGCACGCAGCCACCAACUACGCGUGGACCCUACAAGAGAUCGUGAGCUCGAUUUGCAAGACGCGCGAGCCGCCCUCCGCGCCCCGACUGAGCGUGCCCUGCGAGACGCGCGAGCCGCGCUCCGCGCCACGCCGUGAUAGUGUGUAA